This is a messenger RNA of Anguilla anguilla (European eel), 5545 nucleotides long. RefSeq names its product formin-like 3 (gene fmnl3). Lineage: Eukaryota; Metazoa; Chordata; Actinopteri; Anguilliformes; Anguillidae. The record is from RefSeq and is a predicted model, not a curated record. Gene Ontology annotation, molecular function: actin filament binding; small GTPase binding. The coding region runs from base 450 to 3692 and encodes 1080 amino acids. Gene Ontology annotation, biological process: cortical actin cytoskeleton organization; cell migration; regulation of cell shape. The transcript has 25 exons. Gene Ontology annotation, cellular component: cytosol.
CUUAAUCAGGACUCACACAACAGUAAUGAAUGGAAAAGCGAAGAAGCCAGCAAAGUUCAGAAAGUAGCUGUGCGGUCGGUUAAAAUGAUUUCAUCGGACCGAGGAUUUUCAGCGCGAGAUGUAGGGGCCCGGAGAAGUUACUCAAGAAUAAAAACCUACUAAACGCGUAUUCUUACGUUUGAAAUACAAAUAGGCUACGCGUAGCGUAUGUAGUAACAAAGGUUUACUAUAUUGAUGCAAUAUGGGACUGAUGUGGCUAACGUUAACGAUUUCUGACUGAUCCAGGAAUGCGAAGUCCGGACGGAAAGGAAAUACCCAUUCGCUGAAUCGGAAUUGCAUUUACUGGUGAUUACUUGGGUAAAUUACACAUUUGUUCGGAGGAAACGUAGGCAUCUGAGACGAAGGAAAGGACUUUCUUUUCAAAGGAUACAUAUUGUUUUUUCUUAACCAUGGGGAAUAUUGAGAGUGUGGACGGACAAUCAGAAAUGAAGACUCAUAUAAUGCCAUUAAAGGUCCCCAUGCCAGACCCCAUUGAACUGGAAGAGAGAUUUGCAAUAGUUUUGAACUCGAUGAACCUCCCCCCCGACAAGGCCCGCCUCCUACGCCAGUAUGACAGCGAGAAGAAGUGGGACCUGAUCUGCGACCAGGAAAGGUUUCAGGUGAAGAACCCGCCCCACACUUACAUCCACAAACUGCGGGGCUACCUGGACCAAGGCGUCACUCGAAAGAAAUUUCGCCGGCGGGUUCAGGAGUCCACCAAGGUGCUGCGGGAGCUGGAGAUUUCGCUGCGGACCAAUCACAUCGGGUGGGUUCGGGAGUUCCUCAACGAUGAGAACAGGGGGCUGGAUGUGCUGGUGGAGUACCUGUCUUUCGCCCAGUGCGCCGUCAUGUUGGAUUUUGAGGGGCUGGAGAAGGGUGAGGAGGGCUUUCUGGAGAGGGCCAAGUCCUGGAGCAGAUCCAUGGAGGAUCUGCACCAGAGUGAAGGCCAGGCCUUCUGCAACACGCUCACCCGCUCCGCCCACCAGUCCAUGCUCCGGUAUAGCACGAUGACCAACAGCAAGGCCAUCAAGAACGCCCGGCUGAUCAGCCAGAAGGAUGAUGUACACGUGUGCAUCAUGUGCUUACGGGCCAUCAUGAACUACCAGUACGGAUUCAACCUGGUCAUGUCCCACGCCCACGCCGUCAAUGAGAUCGCCCUCAGCCUGAACAACAAGAGCUCCAGGACGAAAGCUCUGGUGCUGGAGCUGCUGGCUGCAGUGUGUCUGGUCAGGGGGGGACACGAGAUCAUUCUGUCCGCGUUCGACAACUUCAAAGAGGUGUGCAAGGAGAAGCAUCGCUUUGAGAAGCUGAUGGAGUACUUUCGCUGUGAGGAUGGGAAUAUUGACUUCAUGGUUGCCUGCAUGCAGUUCAUCAAUAUCGUGGUCCAUUCGGUGGAGGACAUGAACUUUCGAGUCCACCUCCAAUACGAGUUCACCAAGCUGGGCUUAGACGACUUCCUGGAGAAAUCCAGACAUACAGAGAGCGACAAGCUCCAGGUGCAGAUCCAGGCGUACCUGGACAACGUGUUCGACGUGGGGGGCCUGCUGGAGGACGCGGAGACCAAGAACGUGGCCCUGGAGAAGGUGGAGGAGCUGGAGGAGCACCUCUCCCACCUGACAGAGAAGCUGCUGGACUUGGAGAAUGAGUCCGUCAUGAAGGUGGCUGACCUGGAAAAGAUGCUCCUGCGUAAGGACAAGGAACUGAUCGCUGUCAAGGAGACGUACGAGUCGACCAGCACGCAGGUGCAGACGCUGCGGCGGGUGAUCAGGGAGAAGGACGCGGCCUUCCAGCGGCAGCGCGGCAUCGAGCGGCGGCUGCAGGAGCUGGAGCAGCAGGGCUCCAUCCGCCUGAGCAAGCGGCCCGACGGGGACAUCGCCAUCGAGGCCCUGGGCGCCGGGGGCGGAGUCCCGGGCGUCGCCGGGGAGCCCCUUGGCGGCGCGGGGCAGCCGGCUUUGGCGCCCGGAGCUGUCGCCGACCCCUCCGUCGCCGCCCCCGAACCCCCGGCGCCGCCCCCGCCUCCGCCCCCACCGCCCCCUCCUCCCCUGCCCUCAGCCUCAGGGGACUUCAUACCAAUUCCACCCCCUCCUCCUUUGGCCCCGCCUUUGCCAGGGAUGCUGCCGUCCGUCAUCCUCAGCGUCGGCCUAUCGGCCAUCAGGAUAAAGAAGCCCAUCAAGACCAAAUUCCGCCUGCCGGUGUUGAACUGGACCGCACUUAAACCCAACCAGAUCAACGGCACCGUCUUCACCGAGAUCGACGACGAGCGCGUUCUGGAGGAGCUGGACCUGGAUAAGUUUGAGGAGCUGUUCAAGACGCGGGCCCAGGGGCCCGUGAUCGACCUCUCGGGCCCCAAGACCAAAGUGUCCCAGAAGGCGGCGAACAAGGUGACCCUGCUGGACGCCAACCGCUCCAAGAACCUGGCCAUCACGCUCCGCAAGGCCAACAAGAGCAGCGAGGAGAUCUGCAGGGCCAUCCAGACGUUCGACCUGAAGGCGCUGCCGGUGGACUUUGUGGAGUGCCUGACGCGGUUCCUGCCCACGGAGGCGGAGAGCAAGCUGCUGCGGGGGUACGAGCGGGAGCGGCGGCCGCUGGACCAGCUGGCCGAGGAGGACCGCUUCAUGCUGCUCUUCAGCAAGAUCGAGCGCCUCACCCAGCGCAUGAGCAUCAUCACCUUCGUGGGCAACUUCACCGACAACGUCGGCAUGCUCACGCCUCAACUGAACGCCAUUAUCGCUGCCUCAGCCUCAGUCAAGUCCUCCCCCAAACUGAAGAGAGUGCUGGAGAUCAUUUUAGCCCUGGGGAAUUACAUGAACAGCAGCAGAAGAGGGUCCGUUUAUGGGUUUAAACUACAGAGCCUGGAUCUGCUGCUGGACACCAAGUCGACAGACAGGAAGAUGACACUCUUGCACUACAUCGCCCUCAUCGUCAAGGAGAAGUACUCCGAUCUGGCCAACUUCUACAACGAGCUGCACUUUGUGGACAAGGCUGCUGCAGUGUCCCUGGAGAACGUGCUGUUGGACGUUCGGGAGCUGGGGAAGGGGAUGGAUCUGAUCCGGAAGGAGUGCAGGCUGCAUGACCACCCCGUGCUCAAAGGCUUCCUCCACUCCAGCGACCCCCAGCUGGACAAAGUGCAGAAGGAUGCCAAGACCGCUGAGGAGGCUUUCAACGAUGUGGUCAACUACUUCGGCGAGAGCGCCAAGACCACGCCUCCCUCGGUGUUCUUCCCGGUGUUUGUGCGCUUCAUCAGGGCUUACAAGGAAGCAGUGGAGGAUAAUGAACAGAAGAAGAAACAGGAGGAGGCCAUGAGGGAGAAACUCCUCGCUCAGGAGGCCAAGCAGCAAGACCCCAAGGUGCAGGCGCAGAAGAAGAGGCAGCAGCAGCAGGAGCUGAUCCUGGAACUGCGCAAGCGGCAGGCCAAGGACCACCGGCCCGUGUACGAGGGCAAGGACGGCACCAUCGAGGACAUCAUCACAGGUGGGGCAGUCAGGGGCCAGGGGCAUGCUGGGACAGGCUGUCUCGGGUCAAAGGUCACUGUAGUCCUAGAGGUCUCCGCCCUGCAGAAGUGCACAGUGUGUUAUGUUGUCAGGACCCCACUGCGCACAGGAAACAGUGCCUUUCAGGUCCGAUUCUCUCCACAAUCAGGGCCCAAUGUCUGAUGAGUCUGUCAUCAUACACGCACUGACUGAUAAAUCUGUCAUGAUAUAUGCUCUGACUGAUAAAUCUGUCAUGAUAUAUGCUCUGACUGAUAAAUCUGUCAUGAUAUAUACACUGACUGAUAAAUCUGUCAUGAUAUAUGCUCUGACUGAUAAAUCUGUCAUGAUAUAUACACUGACUGAUAAAUCUGUCAUGAUAUAUGCACUGACUGAUAAAUCUGUCAUGAUAUAUACACUGACUGAUAAAUCUGUCAUGAUAUAUACACUGACUGAUAAAUCUGUCAUGAUAUAUGCGCUGACUGAUAAAUCUGUCAUGAUAUAUGCGCUGACUGAUAAAUCUGUCAUGAUAUAUGCACUGACUGAUAAAUCUGUCAUGAUAUAUGCGCUGACUGAUAAAUCUGUCAUGAUAUGUGCACUGACUGAUAAAUCUGUCAUGAUAUAUGCACUGACUGAUAAAUCUGUCAUGAUAUGUGCACUGACUGAUAAAUCUGUCAUGACAUAUGCACUGACUGAUAAAUCUGUCAUAGAUGCACUGGCGGAUAAAUUUAUCAUGAUAUAUGCACUGACUCAUAAAUCUGUCAUGAUAUAUGCUCUGACUGAUAAAUCUGUCAUGAUAUAUGCACUGACUGAUAAAUCUGUCAUGAUAUAUGCGCUGACUGAUAAAUCUGUCAUGAUACAUCUGUCAUAAAAUCUGCAUAUCACAGGCACUGUCUUGCUAGCCUGCCAUAUUUACUGAUAAAUAUGUCAUGUUAUUUGCAUAAUCCAGGUGCUGUAUCUUUUUAAUCUUCUUGUGAUGCAUGCAAUGACAUGGUAUGUGUUAUGUGCUAUGGUAUACAGUAUGUACAAAACAGAAGAAAUCUGUCAGGAUACACGCAGUAUGGAAAACCUAAACGAUAAACUGUCAUAUCUGGACAGCCAGAUGUUUGUCAUGAUACAUCAUGAUCAUAGAAAAGGACUCCUUACCCAGUCCACGUACUCCUGUAAUGUCUCUGUUGUUGAGGUUUACUCUCCGGGAGGUGCAGGAUCCCACACCAGGAGAAACAUGGCAAUUCCUGUGUCACCUGGGAGGGUUUAGUAAUCCAGUGAAGUCCUCUUUUUUUUUUUACCUGGACUUGAACGCUCCUAAACCCCACCCACACUACCACCUCCCUGCUUACCUCAACGGUCCCUUACCUGAGCAGCUGACCCGAGUCCCUGUCCAAUAUAGUUCCCCAUUAAACCUGUUCUAACGGCUUACCCUUGUGGAGUCAACACCCGGGCUGCCCAGGUGGGGGCAGCAUUGCGGCGUCUGGCCGGGGAAUAAUACGAUUAGGAUGGAGAUUAACGUUUCCCUCGUGGCCCAGGUUCCCACGAGAAAUGACAUCCUGUGACAAUGACCGUAGUACAAGGAACAGGAGCAUCGUUAUCGAUGUUGUAGCUAAGAGGUUGCAAGUUUGAAUCCCUGGUGGGGCACACUGUUUCAAACCUUGGACAAAGUAAUAAGCCCACAUUUAUUCAGUAUCUAUUUAACGGUAUAAACAGAAAGUGUGUGCAAUGUAAGCUAGGUCAAGUCACUCUGGGUAAGGGGAGUUUUCUAAGAAUGAACAGAAGUGAUUGAAUAGUAGCGUGAUGAGACUUGGUGACGGAGGUAAAGUGUUUGACCAUCACACGGGGAUGCGGAUCCGGGGCCGGUGGGGGGGGACAGCAGCUGGGGCGCGGCCGCUCCCGGACGUGUGACCUGUUCUCUUUCGCAGUGCUGAAGAGCGUGCCCUUCACGGCUCGCACCGCCAAGCGAGGCUCCCGUUUCUUCUGCGAGACCAACCUCUGCGACGAGUCCAACUGCUAGCUCCGCCCCCCCCCCCGUUCCUUCUCCCGGC